Messenger RNA from Salvelinus sp. IW2-2015, 699 nucleotides. Lineage: Eukaryota; Metazoa; Chordata; Actinopteri; Salmoniformes; Salmonidae. The record is from RefSeq and is a predicted model, not a curated record.
CAAUGUUGAAGGCGGGACCCUGAAAGAGAGAGGAACGAAAUGGACAUGGUUCUGCUGCAAGGUAUCUGGGGGAGUGCCAUUGCAGACGGGCAGAGGAACAUUGCUGAGGUGAAGACGAUUAUUAACAAAAAGAUCUGGGGAUUAUUUGGAGUUGGCAAGAAAGUUUUAAAAUCAGGGCAGGACAGCAUGAUGUUGAUGUCUGGGAGAGGGAGGGAGGUAGAGGAGGUGUGUGAGUGUGUGCCCUCCCGAGUGGUGCGUUGUGUGUCUAAGCUGAUGCAGUACGCUGAGGACCCAGAUGCACUGAUGAAGGCAUGGGAAGUCAUCACCACACUGGGACAGCUACUGAAUGGUCAUGUGAGCAGUAAGGGCGAGAUGCUGUGGAACAUGGACUCUGAGAGGUGGAAGAGAACCAGCCUGGUGGAGAGAAAGGAGUUCAUAGAGACAGUCAGUCUGGAGCUCAUCCUCACCUCAGACAGCUGGACAAAGACUGGGAGGAGCAGCGCUGCAUCUGCAACGAUGAAGGAGGCACGGGGUGACGAUGGAAAUAAGGGAGUCGUUUGUCAUGUCAUCAUCCAACCAGAGCGCAAGAACGGCUGGUCCCUUCCCCAGAUUAGCUUCAAUCUUUUGGAUUGUAAAGAACAUUUUCCCUCUGCUCAUUGAAUGGGAAUGGGGAACCACGUCCAACUUCCUCUUCAAUAU